GCUUCCCGGAAGUGGCGGCGCGGCCGGCGGCGGCUGGGGCUUCCGUUGCUUUCUAGGCUGCGGGCCAGUCCGGCCGGGUUGGCGGACGCAAUGAGCUGCUUCGAGGGGCAGAUGGCCGAGUAUCCAACCAUCUCCAUAGACCGCUUCGACCGGGAGAACCUGAGGGCCCGCGCCUACUUCCUGUCCCACUGCCACAAAGAUCACAUGAAAGGAUUAAGAGCCCCUACCUUGAAAAGAAGGUUGGAGUGCAGAUGAGGAAACUGAGGAACCAGAAGGGUUAAAUUAGUUGCCCAAGGUCACGCAGCCAGUAAGUGGCAGGACCAGGAUUCCCACCAGCUUGAAGGUGUACUUAUACUGUUCGCCUGUUACUAAAGAGCUGUUGUUAACGAGCCCGAGGUACAGAUUUUGGGAGAAACGAAUUAUAUCCAUUGAAAUUGAAACUCCUACCCAGAUAUCUUUAGUCGAUGAAGCGUCAGGCGAGAAGGAAGAGAUUGUUGUGACUCUCUUACCAGCUGGUCAUUGCCCAGGAUCAGUUAUGUUUUUAUUUCAGGGCAACAAUGGGACCGUCUUGUACACGGGAGACUUCAGAUUGGCAAAAGGAGAAGCUGCCCGAAUGGAGCUUCUGCACUCCGGGGGCAGAGUGAAAGACAUCCAGAGUGUGUACUUAGACACGACUUUCUGCGAUCCGAAAUAUUACCAAAUUCCUAGUCGGGAGGAGUGUCUGCAUGGGAUCCUGGAGCUGGUUCGCAGCUGGAUCACGCGGAGUCCAUACCACGUAGUGUGGCUGAGCUGCAAGGCUGCCUACGGGUACGAGUAUCUCUUCACCAACCUCAGCGAGGAGUUCGGAGUCCAGGUUCACGUGAAUAAACUAGACAUGUUUCGAAACAUGCCUGACAUUCUUCAUCAUCUCACAACAGACCGUGACACUCAGAUCCAUGCGUGUCGGCAUCCAAAGGCAGAGGAAUAUUUUCAGUGGAAUAAGUUACCCUGUGGCGUUACCUCCAAAAAUAGAAUUCCACUCCACACAAUCAGCAUUAAGCCAUCCACUAUGUGGUUUGGAGAAAGAGCCAGAAAAACCAAUGUCAUAGUGAGGACUGGAGAGAGUUCGUACAGAGCCUGCUUUUCUUUUCACUCCUCCUACAGUGAGAUUAAAGAUUUCUUGAGCUACAUCUAUCCUGUGAAUGUAUAUCCAAAUGUCAUUCCGCUAGGCACAACUAUGGGUAAAGUUCAAGAAAUCUUAAAGCCUUUAUGCCGAUCUUCCCAAAGUACUGAGCCAAAGUAUAAACCACUUGGAAAAUUGAAGAGAGCAAGGACAAUCCACCUAGACUCAGAGGAGGACGAUGACAGUGACCUCUUUGAUGAUCCUCUGCCAGUACCUUUAAGGCACAAGAUUCCAAACCAGCAAACUCUUCACCCUGAGGUAUUUCCCACAACUGCGAUAUCACAAAACCAGCCUGAAAAACAGACAGAAAGCACAGGAUGCUUCAGAGCGGAGAGUACGCCGACUUCUCUCUGGGCAGACUUCAUAGAUUGUGCGGAAUCCAACAGCGAAAGUGAAGAAUCAGAAAUCCCAGCUUCGGCUCAAGGAGACAUGGGUCCUGUCCCACAGCUCCAGAAGGCUGACGGGGAAGUACCACAGUGGGAAGUGUUCUUUAAAAGAAGUGCUGACCUCACUGAUGACUGUUUGGAAAACCUCCCGUCCUCCACAGAGGCAGGGGGCUCUCAGUCUCCGAAGCUUUUCAGUGACUCCUCUGAUGGGGAAUCAACUCACAUCUCUUCCCAGACGUCUUCCCAGUCAACACACAUAUCAGAACAAGGAAGUCAAGGCUGGGACAGCCAGUCUGACACUGUUCUGUUAUCUUCCCAAGAGAGAAAUGGGGGUAUGACCUCCUCGAGCAGACGCGUCUACAGGCCAGGAAUCAACGACAAUACUCUUGCCCCUCAGAUGGAACAAAAUGUACUUUGCCCAAAGGACACAUACUCUGAUUUGAAAAGCAGAGAUCAAGAUGUAAGUAUAGGUUCUAGUGCUGGAGAAACAACUGCUCUAAGCAGUGGGAAGCACGUGCCUCAGGAGAAAAGGCCGCUAACUCUUAGCAGCAGCACAGAUUCACAAAGCUCCUCUGAUUUUGAAAUUCCCGCCACUCCAGAAGCCGAGCUACCUACACGAGAACAUUUACAAUAUUUCUAUGAGAAGCUGGCAACAGGGGAGAGGAUAGUAGUUGAAAAAAGAAAAAGCUCACUUCAUUCUAGAGCAACCACUAAAAAACCUAUACCAAGAGAUAACAGUCAAAAUCCUAAUAGAUAAAUUAAAAUGGAAUACUUAAAAAUGUUCCUAUAACCUAAAAGGUGGCAGUAAAGGGGAAACGGAGGACCAAAAAAUAGAGGGAAAACACAGGAAACAAGAUAUGGGAGAACUAAAUCCAAACCUAUCAAUAAUUACAUCAAAACAGGAAAAACCAUAAACCAACUAUAUACUGUCUAUAGGAAGCUGACUUCAAAAGACUUGGGUAGGUUUGCCAGUGAAAGGAUGGAAACCUUUACCAUGUAAACAUUACUUAAAAGAAAGAUGGAGUGGCUAUGUUACUAGUGAUAAAGCAUCCAGUUCACUGAGACAGAAGCCUAAAAGUACCGUACAACUUUGGAAUAUACAAAGCAAAAACAACUGAAAGGAGAAAGACACACUAAUGCACAAUUACAGCUGUAACAAUUAGUCUACAGAAUAUCAGCAAGGAUACAGAAGAACUGAACAGCACCGUCAACCAACUGGAUUUAACUGACACUAAGGACACUUCACUUCAUCCAACAGCAGAAGACACGCUUCUCAAGUUUACAAAGGACAACGUUCACCAAGACAGACCAUAUCCUGGGUUGUAAAAAUGCUUCAGAUUUAAAGAAUAAACUUGGAUCUAUUACCAUAAACUGAUGGCGAUAGAAGAAAGUCAGCCCCUUACCUAUCUCAGGUGUUCCAUCACUUAAGAGUAUAGAUGUGAAUACAGUGGUAAAAUCAAAACCUAAAAGAAAAUACUUACUUAAAAGGCAUUCAGCUUCCUUAAAGUCCAUCGAUAGGUUGUUUUUGCAUAGUUAUGUAUGUGGAUUUAAUAAAGUUAUUAGCAAAUAUUCAUAAACCCUUUGGUUUGCUGAUAUUUCAUAGAUUAAGAAAGCAAAAGCAGAGAUUUCACUUCAAACAAGUUUAAGCAGUCUCUAAAAAACAAUUUUCGGAUCAAUUAAACAAUGAAAUGCAGUAUCACCAUGCUGCAUUGUAAUUAAACCAAAAAUCAGUACUGGAGCCACAAAACUAAUUAAGGUUGCAAGACUUAGAGUCAGCGGGAAAGGAAGAUAAACUGGGUGUUCAGGGGAACCAAUGUCAAGUGGACCCAGGAAGCCAGCCCUCUCACUUGUCCAGAAGGGAGUUUUCCAUUCCCAAAUGUUGGCAGAAGGAUAAAUUAGCCCUUGCCCAUUGACAUGGGAGAAAAACUGGACAGUGGCGACUACACUUCAAAUUUCGGCUAAGAAACUGGCACCAGAGAGGGGUGAGGGGAAGGAACCGACACGAUUAUUAAGGGUC
This is a messenger RNA of Delphinapterus leucas (beluga whale), 3565 nucleotides long. Lineage: Eukaryota; Metazoa; Chordata; Mammalia; Artiodactyla; Monodontidae. The record is from RefSeq and is a predicted model, not a curated record.